GAAAUGAUAUCAAAAACUGAAAAUGAGGCUCCAGAAAAGAUAUCAGGUAAUUAUAGGCUAGCUUCUGGUUCCCUACUCACUGUCCAACAGAAUAAUCAGUUUGAGGAGGAAAAAUCAUCAAUCCUACAGAUAUAAAUUCAUCGGUGAAACCUCAAAAAAGAUUCAACAAGCUUUCAACUAUUCGGCCCUUGAGAGAUUUCAACAAUAGUUUACCCUAUGAUGUGAAUGAAGUCAAAGAUCCUCAAAACCUUAGAUGUAUUAAAUGAAAGUAUAGAGGUCCUACUAGGAUUCAAAAGUCAUGCCACUCAAUGCAAUGGUUCAUGGUAUUAAUAAUGUGAGUAUGUUGCUGUUGGUGCUGUUUGUACAUCCCAUUUUGCCUAAAAGAAACCUACAAAUACACACAUUAUUGCUCAAAAUGUGAUAACCACCUGAAAACCUAUACGCCAUCUGAUAGAAAUGGCAAGUAACUCUAUCUCCGUACAUUUCAACCCCCUAAAAUCUGUUGGGGUUUUGGGGUUUUGG
This is a messenger RNA of Moneuplotes crassus, 522 nucleotides long. The record is from the annotation of a GenBank genome assembly. NCBI's taxonomy places the organism in Eukaryota, Ciliophora, Spirotrichea, Euplotida, Euplotidae.